Messenger RNA from Hibiscus syriacus, 1433 nucleotides. RefSeq lists its product as uncharacterized. The record is from RefSeq and is a predicted model, not a curated record. NCBI's taxonomy places the organism in Eukaryota, Viridiplantae, Streptophyta, Magnoliopsida, Malvales, Malvaceae. Bases 218 to 1243 code for a protein of 341 amino acids. The transcript has 3 exons.
AUAAUCCAUCAUAUGGCGAUAACUCUCUCUGCGCUUUCCCGGCGAUCGGCAUAGCAAAAGAAGAUACCUACCGGCAGCGGGAUAUUAAAGAAAAUUUCUCUGAAGCAGGUUAAAAAGAAAAGGGAAAUCAUAUUUUUUUCAUCGGGAAUUCACCGAGAGAAAAAAAAGAGCUUUUUUUGAAUUUUUUCUUGGCGUUAAAGAUUGAACUCGCUCGGUGAUGCGAUCAAUGGUGUGUUCUGGUGAGAGAGACAUGGCGAUGGGACCCCGGAGAUCAAAACCUCUUCACAAUUUCGACCUUCCCUGUUUGAAGUGGGGAAAUCGGAGACAUCUCAGGUGUAUGAAACUCGACGAUGCUUCAAACGCCACCAACUCAUCCUUCGCUUUUGCUGAUCAAUACCAGCAUUGUCGUCGUCGUGUCUUUCAAAGGCGCCGAUCUCCCCCGUCGAAGCUUGAGACUUUGGUGGUUGGUGGAAUGCGGCGGCGCGAACCGGAGUCGUCGUCGUCUCCCAGCAGAAAGAACACCUAUUGUGCGAGAGAGCAGCCGUUGAUGAUACCGAAGGGAGAGGCGGCGGCGGGGAUCGAGGCAGUUAGGGAGAAGAUCAUGAAAGAUCUUAAAACGGCGGCGGAUGAGAUCAAAGGUGCAAUUUUUAGAGACGAAGGGUCGGACGACGCGGACGAAUUCGAAGAGCCUAAAAAUAAGCAGAAAGUAAAAGAGAAAGAGAGGGAAGAUUCGCCUGCGGUAGAGGUGGAGCCGAGACCGUGGAAUCUCAGGGCAAGGCGUGCCGCGUGUAAGGCUCCGAUUGACGGAGAAGUAACUAACAACAAUUACAGUUCUCCGAUGACGAAUGAGGUGUUUAAGUCACUCAGAGUAAGAGACAAGGGACCGUCGUUGGCAUCGGCUCCACCCGCCGCCGAUAAGAAAAGACCCCGACCGAAAUUCUCGGUAUCGCUAUCAAAGGAGGAGAUCGAAGAGGAUUUCAAGGCCAUGGUUGGCCACCGCCCUCCUAGAAGGCCAAAGAAACGCGCACGUAACGUUCAGAAGCAAUUGGACUACUUGUUUCCUGGGUUGUGGCUGACGGAGGUAACGGUGGAUUCUUACAAGGUCCCGGAGUUGGCUGAAAACGGCAAAGGUAGUAAAAAGGGGAGUUUCAACUUGCAACAAGGUCUAAAGAAAUCAUUCGGCAAUUUUGUGACCAGAAUUAUUCAGACUCGUAUACAGGGUUACCGAACCUUUGUAGAUUAGGAAUUUCACAGAACAAAGUUGAAUUUUUCUGAUGUUUCUGGUUAGGUUACGGCUGCUUUACAAUGCUAAUUUUUGUUUUAAUAUGAUCUUCAUUCAUUUUAUUUCUUUAUCUCGAGCCGAAUAAUCAUGUACAAAGUAAGGUGACAAUGGUAACAAUAGUUGAAUGAGAUGCAGCCCUUGUCUUUAAUUC